CAGGGGUCCCCGGGGCUCGGCCGGGCUCGGGAGGCCGGGGCCGGCGCCUCUGAGGGACAGCGCGGCCCGGGAGCCAGGAGGCCAAUGUCCCGCGGCGACUGACAAUGAAGCUAUGGAAGGUGGCGGCCCUGAUCUCGGUGCUCUGCAGCUCCAUGCUCUCGGUCUGGGUGUUCAGGGAGCUGGCCGGCAGGGACCGAAGACUUGGACCUGGUGCUCGAGCCUCGCUGCGCAGGUCUCCUCGGGCCUUGGACCCCCGCUGGGCCCUCAUCUCACAGUACCGAGCCCUGUUUGAGAGCUACACGGAGGGGGAGCUCCGGGAGCUGAUCGCGGCGCUGGUGGAGCGCUCGGGCCCGGCGGGGCACUCGGGCGGGCACGCGCUGCCCUUUCCGGGCCCGGCGGGGGCCCGGCGCAAGCGGGCCCGGCUCCGCCACCAGCCGUGCGGCCUGCGGGAGCUGGAGGUCAGCGUCAGCGAGCUGGGCCUGGGCUACGUGUCGGACGAGACUAUCCUUUUCCGCUACUGCAGCGGCACCUGCGAGGCGGCCGCCAGGAUCUACGACCUGGGGCUGCGCCGCCUGCGGCAGCAGCGCCGCGUGCGCAAGGAGAAGGUCCGGGCCCGGCCCUGCUGCCGUCCCCUGGCCUACGAGGAGGAGGUCUCGUUCCUGGACUCCCGGAACCGCUACCACACGGUCAGCGAGCUCUCGGCCAAGGAGUGCGGCUGCGUGUGAGAGCCCCGGCCUGCCUUGUCUACCUCACCGGGGGCCCCCAGGGGACCUCCCUCCCUUGCCGGCCAAGCCUGCCGAAGAAGCCGUCGCUCCGCACCCAGGCCAGGGGAAGCGCCUCAGGCAGCCGGACCAGACCCUCCGGGCCCGGGGUCAGGGCGAGGCGGAAGGGCUCCGGGCCCCUGAGACAAACAGAACGAGGACGCCCGGCUCCCCAUCCCAGGAGCCAAAGGACUCUGGCAAUGCGCGGCGGCCCCUCCGGGCCUGAUUGUAUAUACUUCACUGAGUAACGGACUGACCUUGUACAGGAAAUUAUAUUCUAUAUAUGUGAAUCUCGCAAUAUCUAUAUCUCUAUAAAAUAUCAGUGGC
Molecule: messenger RNA, 1088 nt
Organism: Sarcophilus harrisii (Tasmanian devil)
Lineage: Eukaryota; Metazoa; Chordata; Mammalia; Dasyuromorphia; Dasyuridae
Gene: NRTN
Product: neurturin
Exons: 3
Coding region: 105-725 (206 amino acids)
Molecular function (GO): growth factor activity; receptor tyrosine kinase binding; glial cell-derived neurotrophic factor receptor binding
Source: RefSeq, a predicted model, not a curated record